UUAUCUUCCGCGGCCUGGAACCGUUGCAUAUGAGGAAAACUGAAGCAUCAAGAUAUGAAGAAAAAUUCUAAAAACAAUAACUCCAGCGCUUCUGAUAUAGACGUUAACUUUGUGAAUGCUGAACAGGAAAGAAAUGAGAGUCAAAAUAACUUUGUCAAACUGCUGCCUCUGGAAGUCACACUUAAAAUCUUCAGUCAGCUAGACAUUCGGAGUUUGUGCAGGGCUUCCAUGACGUGCAAGAGCUGGAAUUAUGUGAUAAGAAAGAAUGAUUCCUUAUGGAAAUCCCACUGCUUGACUGUAAGAGCUGUGUGCCAAAGAGAAAUAGAUGACGACCUAGAAAGUGGCUAUUCCUGGAGGGUAAUACUACUAAGGAAUUACCAGAAGAGUAAAGUGAAACAUGAAUGGCUAAGUGGCAGAUACAGCAACAUAUGUUCUCCAGUUAGCCUACCAGAGAAAAUCAUGUACCCCAUGGAUGCAGAUACAUGGGGGGAGAUUCUAGAAGCAGAACUGGAAAGAUAAGCAGAAAAAAAAUCAGAAACAGAUCUCCCAAUUUGGAGAGUUUAAAAUGACUCUGAGCUUGUUGUGUGAGGUUUGCCUAAAUCUGCUUAUUUUCUGUCACCUUUUAAUAUUUAAAAGUGAAAAUAGUAUAAUAGUAAAAUUUUAUUUUCUUUUGCACUAAAGUAAAAAUAUUUUCUGAUUUUAUUGUAAUGUGGAAAUCAUGCAGUGUUAUUUUUACAAGAAAUACUGAUGGAUUUGUUUCUGGAUGCAGUCACAGGACUCUCAAUGAUAGAAUUUGACUUGUAUUUUCAACUUAACGAUAUUUUGAAAGCUCGGGAAAUCACUUGAAGAAAACUGACUUUAAGAUUCAUUAAGUGGUAGAAAUAACCAGCCUCCUAGGCAAACCAGCUAAAUAAAAUGAACAUAUUUCCAUGACUAGUAAAUUUAUUUCAAUAACUUUAAAAUUUUCAUUUCAGUGGACUUCAGAUCAAAUUGUCAAAUAGUGAACAUGUCCUAAAAUUUGUUAAACCUGUGAUUUAGUUUAAAAUUAAAUCUUUAGGCAUAAA
Messenger RNA from Ochotona curzoniae (black-lipped pika), 1064 nucleotides. It is a transcript of the gene FBXO48, whose product is annotated as F-box protein 48. Gene Ontology annotation, molecular function: protein binding. The record is from RefSeq and is a predicted model, not a curated record. Gene Ontology annotation, cellular component: SCF ubiquitin ligase complex. NCBI's taxonomy places the organism in Eukaryota, Metazoa, Chordata, Mammalia, Lagomorpha, Ochotonidae. Gene Ontology annotation, biological process: SCF-dependent proteasomal ubiquitin-dependent protein catabolic process.